UGGCGCUCGAGCAAUGCACUUCCGGUGAAGCACUUCCGCUUGGUUUGACAACAGAAAUUGAGCGGCGGAAGCUAACCGAGAGAGUCGCUGGAUUGUUGAGUUUCUUGUCAUUUUUAAAAACAAAAAAGGAACAAACAUAAAAAUGUCGGACGACAGGGCCGAGAGAUCCGACGGGAAAAUCGUCAAGAUGGAGGUCGAUUACAGCGCUACUGUAGACCAGCGGCUGCCCGAGUGCGAGAAAAUAGCUAAAGAAGGGCGACUUCAAGAAGCCGUCGAGAGCCUUCUAUCUCUGGAGAAGCAAACCAGGACGGCUUCGGACAUGGUGUCUACAUCGAGGAUCUUGGUGGCCAUUGUGCAAAUGUGUUACGAGGCAAAAGACUGGGACGCGCUCAACGAGAACAUCAUGGUGUUGUCGAAGAGGAGGAGUCAGCUGAAGCAGGCUGUGGCCAAGAUGGUGCAGGAGUGUUACAAAUAUGUGGAUGCUGUUAGCGACCUGGCGGUCAAACUGAGGCUCAUCGACACUCUAAGAACCGUUACUGCCGGAAAGAUUUACGUCGAGAUCGAGCGUGCAAGACUCACCAAGACGCUGGCUGGCAUCAAAGAGCAGAAUGGGGAGGUUAAAGAGGCCUCGUCCAUUCUACAGGAGCUGCAGGUGGAAACGUACGGCUCCAUGGAGAAGAAAGAGAAGGCGGAGUUCAUCUUGGAGCAGAUGAGGCUGUGCAUAGCUGUGAAGGACUACAUCCGCACGCAGAUCAUCAGCAAGAAGAUCAACACCAAGUUCUUUCAGGAGGAAGGCACCGAGGAGUCCAAGCUGAAGUACUACAAUCUGAUGAUUCAUGUGGACCAACAUGAAGGCUCUUACCUUUCCAUAUGUAAACACUACCGGGCUAUUUAUGACACUCCAUGCAUCCUGGAGGAUGGCUCCAAGUGGCAGCAGGCCCUGAAAAGUGUGGUUCUGUAUGUGGUUCUGUCUCCAUAUGACAAUGAACAGUCCGAUCUGGUCCAUCGGAUCAGUGCAGACAAGAAACUGGAAGAAAUCCCUAAAUACAAGGAUUUUCUGAAGCAGUUCACCACCAUGGAGCUGAUGCGCUGGUCCUCCCUGGUGGAGGAUUACGGGAAGGAGCUGCGCGAGGGCUCUCCAGACAGCCCUGCCACUGACGUCUUCACCGAGACCGAGGAGGGAGAGAAGAGAUGGCAGGACCUGAAAAACAGAGUGGUAGAACAUAAUAUAAGGAUUAUGGCCAAGUAUUACACAAGAAUCACAAUGAAGAGGAUGGCUGGACUUCUUGACCUUUCCAUCGAUGAGUCCGAGGAGUUCCUGUCCAACCUGGUGGUAAACAAGACCAUCUACGCCAAAGUGGAUCGGCUGGCAGGCAUCAUCAACUUCCAGAGGCCCAAAGACCCCAACGACCUGCUGAACGACUGGUCGCACAAACUCAACUCGCUCAUGUCCCUCGUCAACAAAACCACACACCUCAUCGCCAAGGAGGAGAUGAUCCACAACCUGCAGUAGUCUUCAGCUCGGAAAUUCCACAACUGCCUCAAAUUGGACCGAAUUUCUUUAUUUCAGCAAAAAUAAAAAACCGAAUUGUAGUUUUAGGAACCCUUGUCGGUAAUAACGAUGACAUCGGCUUCUUCUGGCUGUUUUUCAGUCAUACUGGCGUAAUCGUUCAGAUGUUCAGAAUUCAUAAUCACUGUAAACCUGCGUAACAUGGAGUCAAAUCUGAUCUCAAAAAAUGUUCAUCCAAGUUCACGGCUUUGGUACAGGGGUAACGUUAUGGUCAGAAUUUGGCAAAAACCUGCAUCACUGAUUUUUGCCAUAUGACUGUUGCGCCAUGUUUGAAAAUUUUUCUGGAGUGUUUUGCAAAUACACAUUAAAUCUUUCUUUUGAAAA
Molecule: messenger RNA, 1894 nt
Organism: Silurus meridionalis
Lineage: Eukaryota; Metazoa; Chordata; Actinopteri; Siluriformes; Siluridae
Gene: psmd12
Product: proteasome 26S subunit, non-ATPase 12
Exons: 11
Coding region: 143-1513 (456 amino acids)
Cellular component (GO): nuclear proteasome complex; proteasome regulatory particle, lid subcomplex; cytoplasm
Source: RefSeq, a predicted model, not a curated record